UGGUUGAAGGUUGAAGUACUGGUAAUCUAACCUAAGUUUUAAAGUUUAUUCGCAUUUGGUGUGCAAACAAUUUUUUAGUGUUGUUUGGUGUGCAGAAUACGAAAAUGGCAAAAGGAAAUAAAAACGAAUUCGCCCACUUAACCCUAGAGGAGCGCAAGGUGAUAACGGUGGCCGAAGUGGUGCAAGAGGUGAUCAAAGCCCACGAGGAAAAGCGCAAUGUCAACCUCAACGCCCUCAAAAAUAAAGUGGCCUCAAAGUACGGGCUGUCGAGCACCCCCAGACUGGUGGACAUCAUAGCGGCCGUGCCUCAAGACUACAAGAAGGUUCUGGUGCCGAAACUGAUGGCCAAACCCAUCCGAACCGCUAGUGGGAUUGCAGUAGUGGCGGUGAUGUGCAAACCUCACAGGUGCCCUCACAUCAACAUGACCGGGAAUAUUUGCGUGUAUUGUCCAGGAGGGCCCGAUUCGGACUUUGAGUAUUCCACUCAAAGCUACACUGGAUACGAACCCACCUCCAUGAGGGCCAUCAGGGCCCGAUACGAUCCGUACCUCCAAACCAGGCACAGACUGGAACAGCUGAAACAACUCGGCCAUUCGGUGGACAAAGUGGAGUUUAUCGUGAUGGGAGGCACAUUUAUGAGCCUCCCUGAGAGCUAUCGCGACUAUUUCAUCCGAAACCUCCACGACGCUCUAUCUGGCCACAAAAGCGAUUCAGUCGAAGAAGCAGUGAUGUACUCGGAACGCUCCAACACCAAGUGCAUCGGCAUUACGAUCGAAACCCGGCCAGAUUAUUGCUUGCAAAGACACCUGUCUGACAUGUUGAAGUACGGAUGCACUCGCCUAGAGAUCGGAGUCCAGUCGGUGUAUGAAGAUGUCGCUUUGGACACCAACAGAGGCCACACAGUGAAAGCAGUGUGCGAAACCUUCAACUUGGCAAAAGACGCGGGAUUUAAGGUGGUGGCGCACAUGAUGCCCGAUUUGCCCAAUGUGGACCUGGAGCGGGACAUGGAGCAAUUUAUUGAAUUUUUCGAGAAUCCAUCAUUUAGAGCCGACGGUUUGAAGAUUUAUCCGACUCUGGUGAUCCGCGGCACCGGCCUGUACGAGCUGUGGAAGACUGGCCGCUACCAGAGCUACCCGCCCUCGGUUCUGGUGGAUUUGAUCGCAAAGAUCUUGGCUUUGGUGCCUCCAUGGACGCGAGUCUAUCGCGUGCAGCGCGAUAUUCCGAUGCCUUUAGUGAGCUCGGGAGUCGAGCACGGCAAUUUACGCGAGCUGGCUCUAGAACGCAUGAAAGAUUUAGGCCUGAAAUGCCGCGAUGUUCGAACCAGAGAAGUCGGAAUAACGGAGAUCCACGAAAAAGUGCGCCCUCACGACGUGGAGCCCAUCAGGCGCGACUACUAUGCAAACGGCGGAUGGGAGACAUUUUUGAGCUACGAAGACCCCAAGCAAGACAUUCUGGUGGGGCUUUUAAGACUGAGGCAAUGCUCCAAAGAGACGACUUUCCGCCCGGAGCUGGUUGGGAACACUUCAAUUGUGCGGGAGCUGCACGUCUAUGGAAGUGUCGUGCCUGUAAGCGGCCGCGAUGACAACAAGUUCCAACAUCGAGGAUAUGGAUCUCUUCUGAUGCGCUGGGCUGAAAAGAUUGCAUGGACUGAGCACGAAUCGUCGAAAAUCGCCGUUAUUUCCGGAGUGGGCACCAGGAAUUACUACCGGAUGUUGGGCUAUGAGCUGGAAGGGCCGUACAUGGUGAAACAGCUCCCUCCUAUGCGACAAUACCAACCGAGAGCGGAAGAGGGUGAGCAGCAAAUAGCGGCCACAGUGCGAGAUUUUAAGCUACACCUCGAUGAUGAUGCCGAAGACGAUGCCUGGCUGGCGGCUUGGGACAAGAAUCACAUCACGCCCAAGUCGAAUUAGAUCUAAAGUUGAAUAUUUUUUAAUACAGCGUUAUUUUAAAGGAAGUUUCGUUCGGUUGUUUGUCCGUAAAUGCUUGUGUUUUCGUUUAAAAACCUAUAAAAAUCAGUUUUUAUUUUCCUGGGUUUGUUAAUCCGCUGCUGCAAACCAGUUGACUAGGUUACAAAUAUUUAAGCAGAUUUUAUAAAUUGUUGGUUUUAGUUUUUUAAUAAAUUAAAUAAAGC
Molecule: messenger RNA, 2131 nt
Organism: Dendroctonus ponderosae (mountain pine beetle)
Lineage: Eukaryota; Metazoa; Arthropoda; Insecta; Coleoptera; Curculionidae
Gene: Elp3
Product: elongator complex protein 3
Exons: 9
Coding region: 105-1910 (601 amino acids)
Biological process (GO): tRNA wobble base 5-methoxycarbonylmethyl-2-thiouridinylation
Cellular component (GO): elongator holoenzyme complex; cytoplasm; nucleus
Molecular function (GO): iron-sulfur cluster binding; acyltransferase activity, transferring groups other than amino-acyl groups
Source: RefSeq, a predicted model, not a curated record